GCACUGAAUGCUGGACUUUGAUUUUUUCUGCGGUCUAUUUAACUUCACACACAUUUAUAUGUAUAUACAGCCACAGACAGUCCAGACUAACUCAAGCUCAUUCAUUGGACUAAGCACUUCAGAGAACGGGGCACACAAGAAAACAACAGUGAAGAUGAAAUUGUACUUGGUACUCGCCUUUGUUGCAUUUACAGGUUGCCAAGCUAACCUAUUUUCUGCUGAUGAACCCAAGCCCCAGCUGGAGCAGUUGACAGAUGCAUUCUGGAGUUAUGCUGCCAAGGCAACUCGCACCGCAGAGGAAACUCUUAAAAUGAUCAGAGAGUCUCAACUGGGCCAGGAUGUCAAUGCUAGACUGACACAGAGUGCUGAUAUGGCCAGUGAAUAUGCCAUCACCCUCAGGAAACAGGUGGAUCCUCUGACUGAAGAGCUCAUGACCAAAAUCACCAAGGAGGCUGAAGUGUUGAGGGAGCGUCUGGGUCAGGAUCUGAUCACAGUGAGAGACAAACUGGAGCCCUACGCCGACAACUUCAAGAGUCAAAUUCAGCAGAGAGUUGAGGAUCUCAGAGCAGCCAUGGCUCCAUAUGCAGAUUCUCUGGAUUCUGAGAGCCUGAAGGCCACUCUUCUCCAGAAAAGUGAGGAGCUGAGAGUGAGCAUUGAGAAGAGCGUGAAGGAGCUGCAGGCUCAGCUUGAGCCCUACACCGCUGAUAUCAAAGAGAAAGUAGACCAGCGCCUCCAGGAGUUCCAGAAGACCGUGAGUCCCAUGGCCGAGGAUCUUCAGGCCCAGAUUGCUGAGAGAGCAAAGAUGGUUCAACAGAGUCUAGCACCUUAUGCAGAAGACCUGAAGGAAAAGCUGGACCCCUACGCCCAGGACCUGAAGACCCAGCUCACCUCCCUCUAUGAGUCUUUCAUCAAGUCCAACUAAAAUAUUUUAAGACUUCAUCUUACAUCAAAUAUUUUCUCAUGACUCUUACUUUUGUAAGAACAUCACCCCUAAAUCAAACUACUUGCCGACAGAAUAAUCUUUUAUGCCUUUUGUUUGCUCAUUUAUAAACCAAUGUAGAGAAAGUUAACAAACGAACAAUAACAAUAUCCUGUUAUUUACACCUUAACCGUCAAUCUGCACCUUUUUCUUUAUAACUGUUGAGUAUUUAUUUAAAUAUUAUUUGUGACUGAAUAUUGUGUGUGGUUUCUAUUGUCUGUGCUGCAAGUUUAUAAUGUCGAGUUAUUUUUAUUUAUCCAACAAUUAAACAUCUGCAUUUUACUACUA
Messenger RNA from Triplophysa dalaica, 1267 nucleotides. Its product is annotated as apolipoprotein A-I-like. Gene Ontology annotation, molecular function: phosphatidylcholine-sterol O-acyltransferase activator activity; cholesterol binding; phospholipid binding. Bases 8 to 922 code for a protein of 304 amino acids. The record is from RefSeq and is a predicted model, not a curated record. Gene Ontology annotation, cellular component: extracellular region; chylomicron; high-density lipoprotein particle. Lineage: Eukaryota; Metazoa; Chordata; Actinopteri; Cypriniformes; Nemacheilidae. The transcript is spliced from 4 exons. Gene Ontology annotation, biological process: reverse cholesterol transport; very-low-density lipoprotein particle remodeling; high-density lipoprotein particle assembly.